AUGAAGCUCACCAUCCUGGACCAUUAUUCUCAGCCAGUGACUGGGCCUCAAAUACAUCAGGAAUGUCAUCAUCUGGUUCAACCCAGGACCACACAAGUACUUCACCCUGGAGCUCCCCACUGGGAGCACCCCACUUGGCCACUAUAAGAAGCUAACUGAAUACUACAAGAAUGGAGAGCUAUCCUUCAAAUAAGCGAAGACCUUCAACAUGGAUGAGGAUGUGGGUCUUCCUCAAGACCACCCACAGAGUUGCCAGUCCUUGAUGCGGGACAACUUCUUCAAGCACACUGACAUCUACCCAGAAAACACCCACAUUCUGGAUGGGAAUGCAGCUGACCUGCAGGCUCAGAGGGACGCCUUUGAAGAGAAGAUCAAGGCUGCAGGAGGGACUGAGCUGUUUGUUGGAGGCAUCGGCCCUGACAGGUACAUUGUUUUCAAUGAGCCGGGUUCCAGGCUGGUGUUCAGGGCCCGUGCGAAGACACUAGCCAUGGACAUCACCCUGGACAAAGCUAGAUUCUUCUAUGGAGAUCUCACCAAGGUGCCCACCAUAGCCCUGAUGGUGGGCAUGGGCACUCACAUGGAUGCUACAGAGGUGACGAUCCUCAUCACAGGUGCUCACAGGGCAUUUGCUCUGUACAAAGCCAUAGAGGAGGGAGUGAGCCAUAGGUGCACCAUGUCUGCCUUCCCACAGCAUCUCCGCACCGUGUUUGUGUGUGAUGAGGAUGCCACCCUGGAGCUUAAAGGGAAGACUGGUCAAGUAUUUCAAAGGUUUAGUUCUUGUUCAUAACAAGUUGGUGGACCCCUUGUACAGUAUCAACAAAAAAACACACACAACAGAAACGGCAGUCUUCUAAGAAACCACACUGUGACUCGCCUGUGCUACUCCUAGUGUCAAGUACCUCAUUGGGACAGGCAGGUCUUUCUGGAAAUUGUCUUUUUAGAAGGAUAGA
Molecule: messenger RNA, 950 nt
Organism: Myotis brandtii (Brandt's bat)
Lineage: Eukaryota; Metazoa; Chordata; Mammalia; Chiroptera; Vespertilionidae
Product: glucosamine-6-phosphate isomerase 1-like
Exons: 1
Coding region: 209-787 (192 amino acids)
Biological process (GO): N-acetylneuraminate catabolic process; N-acetylglucosamine catabolic process; D-glucosamine catabolic process
Cellular component (GO): cytoplasm
Molecular function (GO): identical protein binding; glucosamine-6-phosphate deaminase activity
Source: RefSeq, a predicted model, not a curated record